UUCUCUUCUCUUUCUGGGGUACGAAGGGUGGGUGGAGGGCUGAGGGGGUCCCUGUCUUUGCUUGGGUGGGGUGCUGGCCGGCGGGACGCAUCUUUGCCGGCGUGGGAUGGUGAUGCCAGGAGGAGGAUGGAGGAGAGCAGAUCGCCCUCCCCGGUGCCGCCGAGCCCCCCUUUUCCCCAGGCUGGGGCACCCCAUGAGCCGGGUGGCGAGAGGCUCCCCAUCCAGGCGGCAAGAGGGUCCCCAUCCGGAAUGGCAGCGGCUGCCCCACGUCCCCCCGCUCUCUCCUGCAGGACGGAGGAUGUCCUCGAUGUUCGGCAAACCCCGAGCUGGCGGCGAGCGGCCACCCCAGAGCCCCCUCGCCGAGUGCAACGUGGCCAUCCUGGGGUGCCAAGGGGCCGGCAAGUCAGCCCUGACCGUGAAGUUUCUAACCAAGAGGUUCAUAAGCGAGUAUGAUCCGAACUUGGAGGAUACCUAUGCCUCGGAGGAGCUGGUGGACCAGCAGCCUGUGCUGCUGAAGGUGAUGGACACCGCCGACCAGGACGGCCCCGGGAACUGCGAGCGCUACCUGCGCUGGGCCAGCGCCUUCCUUGUCGUCUACAGCAUCGACGAUAGGAAGAGCUUCGAGGGCUGCCAGCGCUACCUGGAGGUCCUCGCCCUGCACGCGAGGGGCUGCCAGCGCCGCUGCCCCGUGCUCCUGCUGGGCAACAAGCUGGACAUGGAGCAGUACAGGCAGGUGCCCGCAGCCGAAGGGAUGUCCCUGGCGAGCAGGUUCAGGUGCCUCUUCUAUGAAGUGUCGGCGUGCCAGGACUUCGCGGGGGUGCAGCAUGUCUUCCACGAAGCGGUGCGGGAGGUGCGGCGCCAGGCGGAGCAGAGCCUGCCUGUCCAGCCGCUCUUCAUCACCGAGGAGCGUCCCUGCCCGCCGGUGGCCACGCCGGUCGCCCUGCCCGCCCGCCACGGCUUGGCCAGCUGCACCUUCAACACCCUCUCCACCGUCAACUACAAGGAGAUCCCCUCGGUGGCCCAGGCCAAGCUGGUCACUGUCAAGUCCUCGCGGGCUCAGAGCAAGAGGAAAGCUCCCACGCUCACCUUGCUGAAAGGUUUCAAGAUAUUUUAGGACGCGUCCCUGCGGGCUGCGGAGGGGGCAGCGAGAGACCCCCGUCCCCCCAGCUCCGCAGGGGCUGAGACCAUCUGCGACGGACUCACCGGCACGGCAUGGCAGCAGCCGCUGCCUGAUGGUGGCCCUGGUCUCCGGCAUUUGCACCCUGUCCUGCUGCCAGCACCGGGGGCCAGCCCGGCUUUCCGUGUGGAUCUGGGCAGUUCCUGGAGCAGCGGGGACCACCGGGAGGGCGAGGGCCACCCCCAGCUUGGGCGAUCGCACAGCGAUGGGAGCCCAGGGAGGGGGAAUUAAUCAUUAAUCAAGCAUGGAGGCACCCGUCUCAUUUGUCUCACGGGUCCCCUGACUGAGCAAUAAAUAGGAGGAAUUUUUAUUUUUUUUUAAUCUGAACAAGAAAGGUGACUUUCUUGGUUUCAGCUGACUAAAGGCCUCAGGUGUCCUAAAACUGAUUCCCAUGCAUCGAAAUAAUUCAUACCAAAACAGCUGGGUUUUUAACUGACUUCUUACACCAUAGUGUUCUUUUUCAAAGGCUUUGCAAGGAGAGAUGCUUCACUGACAAGGACACACUCUGAAAAGCCUUUGUUUAAAUGACUGAUGUAUUUCCAAAAAUGUCUUAAAUGAUGUCAUGACUUCUACACAUGCCUGGUGCAGGGCGUGAAGUGAAUCCCAAGGCAGACCAGGCUCUACCUGUGCCCAAGCCAGGGCCAAGGGCUGCACAUUCCGUUUCAUUUGCUGUAUCAGGUGAAAUGUUCUGCUUCUCCCUGGAGUCGCAGUUACUCUGCAGAGUAAAAUAUCCACGUGUAUAUUUGUACAUAUAUACAUAUAUAUAUAUAUAUGACCUUACUGAUAGAGAGAUUCAAGAUGGGAUUUCAAUCAGCUGCUUUGGAAAGUAUUUUAAUAAAGACAAUUUCUGAAAAGAACAAAA
Grus americana (Whooping crane) is the source of this 2039-nucleotide messenger RNA. RefSeq names its product RAS like family 12 (gene RASL12). The record is from RefSeq and is a predicted model, not a curated record. Lineage: Eukaryota; Metazoa; Chordata; Aves; Gruiformes; Gruidae. The transcript has 5 exons. Gene Ontology annotation, molecular function: GTP binding; GTPase activity. Bases 107 to 1114 code for a protein of 335 amino acids.